Aspergillus nidulans FGSC A4 is the source of this 651-nucleotide messenger RNA. RefSeq names its product 40S ribosomal protein uS10 (gene S10a). Gene Ontology annotation, molecular function: structural constituent of ribosome; RNA binding. Gene Ontology annotation, cellular component: ribosome; cytoplasm; cytosolic small ribosomal subunit. Lineage: Eukaryota; Fungi; Ascomycota; Eurotiomycetes; Eurotiales; Aspergillaceae. Gene Ontology annotation, biological process: maturation of SSU-rRNA from tricistronic rRNA transcript (SSU-rRNA, 5.8S rRNA, LSU-rRNA); translation. The transcript has 4 exons. The record is from RefSeq and is a predicted model, not a curated record. Bases 127 to 474 code for a protein of 115 amino acids.
CGACAGCAACAUCCUGAGCUUAACGGCCAUCAUCACCUUACCGAGCCUCGAAGUUCAGGUCUUGAUUGGCAUCCAGCCUCAUCUGCACAUCUCAAACCCGGUCUCACUCACCAACUCACCGUCAACAUGUCUUACAAGCAGGAGAAGGACUUCGGCGAGGGCCCUAAGGUCCACAAAAUCCGUAUCACCCUCACCUCCCGCAAGGUUGCCUCUCUCGAGUCUGUGUGCGCUGCUCUGAUCGAGCGUGCCCGCUCCAAGUCCCUUCAGGUCAAGGGCCCCGUCCGUCUUCCCACCAAGACCCUGCACAUCUCCACCCGUAAGACCCCCAACGGUGAGGGUUCCAAGACCUGGGACAAGUAUGAGAUGCGCAUCCACAAGCGUCUCAUCGACCUCCUCGCUCCCACUGAGACCGUUAAGCAGAUCAUCAUCAACAUCGAGGCUGGUGUUGAGGUUGAGGUUACCAUUGCCGCCUAAAAUAGUUCAUAUUCCACUCUGGAAGGAGGGAAAUGAACUGGCGCCCGCAUCAACCCUUAGCUGGGUUCAUGACGGUGUGGUUGUCGAUGGGCUUGCAGAAGAUCUAGCAACGCUGGGUCGACUUCGAUACCCGUUAAAAACAGUCAUAAAAAUGGAAGAGUUGCAAAGCGUAUACUA